This is a messenger RNA of Cornus florida, 2604 nucleotides long. Its product is annotated as transcription factor bHLH62-like. Bases 545 to 2200 code for a protein of 551 amino acids. The record is from RefSeq and is a predicted model, not a curated record. NCBI's taxonomy places the organism in Eukaryota, Viridiplantae, Streptophyta, Magnoliopsida, Cornales, Cornaceae. Gene Ontology annotation, biological process: regulation of DNA-templated transcription. Gene Ontology annotation, cellular component: nucleus. The transcript has 8 exons. Gene Ontology annotation, molecular function: DNA-binding transcription factor activity; protein dimerization activity.
CUAACAGACUUGAAUGACAAGGAGGAGACUUCAGCUGGUUUGACGUUUAAGGGCUGGCACACACAAACACACACACCGUCUGUUACGGAGUUUUAGGCUCAGAUUUUUGUAUUAAUUAAAAAUAACAUAUUAUACAUGUAAAUACAAAUACAUGUAUAUAUUAUACAAAUACUGUAUUUAGAAAAGGUCAAACAGACAGAGGUUUCUUUCCUUUCAUCUUUCUCUCUUGCUUCCUCUCCACUUUCCUCCAUUUCUCUCUCACUUUAUCUUUCCUUUUUCUCUCUCUGCUUUUCUACUCACCCUCAAUCUCUUUCUCUCUCUCUCUCAAACACAACUUUUUCUUUCUCUCAUUUGAGUGAACUACAAGUACAAAUAUAUACUUACAUUUAGUUUCAACUCCAACCUUAGCUUCACUUUUGGCUUCUCUAUUGGUCCUUAUCUUCAUUGAUUCUUGGUCGUAGCUGCAAAUCCUCUGUUGGGUCAUUAUCAUUUCUCAAAUUCCACAUUGCAUUUUGAAUAAAAAUUUCUUGUUUAAUCCAUUCUUAUGGAAAAAGAGAACUUUUCAUACAAUCUGUCCAGUUUCGGAAUGGAAAUUCAACCCAAUGACCUGAAUUGUAGUUCAGAACAACUACCCAAUUGCUUUUUCAAUCCCAAUUGGGAGAAUUCAAUGGAUCAGAGUGACCCUUUUGAGUCUGCCUUGAGCUCCAUGGUCUCAUCUCCGGUGGCCUCCACUGCCGGAAUCACCACCGGCAACGGCAGCGGCGGUGGCGAGAGUGUUGUCCUCAGAGAACUGAUUGGUAGAUUGGGAAGCAUUUGCAAUUCUGAGGAAGUGUCACCUCAGUCAUACAUUGCAGGCAACAACAGUACUAACACUUCAUGUUAUAGCACUCCUUUGAAUUCCCCACCAAAGCUCAAUCUCUCAAUGAUGGAUCAUCAUCAUCAGAUCAGAGGGAAUUUGCCAAAUAAUGGAAAUCAAUUGCCCAACCAUCCUAGUUUGGCGCCUUUUUCCACUGAUCCCGGAUUCGCGGAGAGGGCUGCAAGAUUUUCCUGCUUUGGUAGCAGGACUUUUGGUGGCCUAAGUGGCCAAUUUGGUGUGUGUGAAUCUGAAAUGCCUCAUAGAUUGACACCAAGAAUGGAGUCUGUGAAGGUCUCGAGAGUUUCGAGUAAUAACCAGUCUGUCAAGGUUGCUGGAUCUCAAAUGGGUGUUCAGGAGGAAGGAAUUGCAGCUUCUGAUAAGAAAUUCAGUAGGCUAUCGUCGUCUUCAACCCCGGAAAACGGAGAAUUGGGUGAUUCCAGGGAGGGAUCUUCAGUUUCUGAGCAGAUCCCAGGUGGGGAAACUGGGAUGAAAGGUCAGAAUGAUGGCAAUGGGAGGAAAAGAAAGUCAAUUCCCAGAGGAAAAGCAAAGGAAAACCAAUCUUCUUCCCCUGCUAAAGAUGUCAAGGUUGCAGCAGAGAGUGAUGAAUCCAAUCCGAAGAGAAGCAAGUCAGAUGAAGCUACUGGGAAUGGAAAGGAUGAUGGAAAUGGAAAGGCAGGGGAUGGAAAUCAGAAACAAUCUAAGGAUAGUGCAAAGCCUCCAGAGCCUCCUAAGGACUAUAUCCAUGUCAGAGCCAGGAGGGGUCAGGCUACUGAUAGCCACAGUCUAGCUGAAAGAGUUAGGCGAGAGAAAAUCAGUGAAAGAAUGAAAUUUCUUCAAGAUCUUGUACCGGGCUGCAAUAAGGUGACUGGAAAAGCUGUUAUGCUCGACGAAAUCAUAAACUAUGUGCAGUCCCUGCAGCGCCAAGUUGAGUUCCUUUCAAUGAAACUAGCAACUGUCAAUCCAAGGAUGGAUUUCAACAUGGAAGCUCUUCUGUCAAAGGAUAUCUGUCAAUCUCGGGGAGCUAUGCCACACAACAUUUAUCCAUUGGAGGCAUCAUCAACGGCAUUCCCUUAUGGGUAUCAAUCUCAACAAGGGCAACAAUUGCAUAGUGGCAUUUCUAAUGGUACAGAGAUCCCCUUCUCAAUGAACCCUUUGAACGCUGCACUGCGUCGAAAUCCAAGUAUGCAGCUGCCUCAAAUGGAUGGAUUUGGUGACAUUGCCUCUCAGGUUUCCGCAUUCUGGGAGGACGAUCUUCAAAGCGUUGUUCAGAUGGGUUUUGGCCAAAAUCAGCCACCGAGCUUUCCUGGAACAAUGGCUACUAACCAGAUGAAAGUUGAGCUAUAAAUCCAUUGUCAACAUUGUUGAUUUCACUUGAGGCCCCAAGUGAGAGAGGCUUCUGUAUAUACAGAGACAUGGGUUACAAACAAAUUUGGACUUCAAGAAAGAGAUCAUUUUCUCUUUCAUUCUUACUUUUCUUUUCUUUUUUAGCUAUCGUUGCAACCGAUUCUUUGGAGAACUCUUACGAGAAAUCCAUUGUAAAAUCUUAGAACUAAUUGCAAUCAGUGGUGCAAAAAAUUUUAUAAAGCCACAAGUUAAGAUGUUGUAACAUGGAAAGAAGUGUGUUGUAGGGUUGAUGAGAGAGACUAUCACUCAUGUAAGCUUUUAUCCCACCCUUGUUUUGCAUAUUUCUCUACCAUAUAUUCUGUAAUGUUUAUCAUUAAUUAUUAAUUGGGACACUUUGAUGAUAA